Microplitis demolitor is the source of this 6863-nucleotide messenger RNA. It is a transcript of the gene spas, whose product is annotated as spastin. NCBI's taxonomy places the organism in Eukaryota, Metazoa, Arthropoda, Insecta, Hymenoptera, Braconidae. Gene Ontology annotation, molecular function: ATP binding; microtubule severing ATPase activity; ATP hydrolysis activity. Gene Ontology annotation, cellular component: microtubule cytoskeleton. The record is from RefSeq and is a predicted model, not a curated record. The transcript is spliced from 6 exons. The coding region runs from base 390 to 2567 and encodes 725 amino acids.
CAGAGUUAAUCUGGUUGUAUGUGACCAGUCUCUAGCACGCAAGUGAACAAAAUGAAGAGGGGUGCGCACGCGGGUGCAGAUAAUAUUGGAUAGAGGUUCAGCAAAAUACAUCUACAUUGUGCAUUGGAAUUUGACAAGUGCGUGCAGUUAUUUCUAGAUAAAUAGAAUCAAUAAGAUUGCGUGUUUUGUAUUACUCUAAAAAAAAAAAAGGAAAACCAGAACCAGGAUAAUUCUGCAGCCAGCAAGUGGGCCAAUAAUUUAAAUAAAAUCGGGAAUGUCGAAGUGGCUAACAGUUGAGUGUUGGAGUAAAUUAAAUAAUCAGCUUGAGGACAAGGCGAAAAGUAAAAAUAAUAAUUUAAAAAAAGAAGAAGUAAAUACCGCGGGAGGAAAUGUCUUACAGUGAUGGCGGGCGCUCAAUACGUAAAUCCGGAUCAAAGUCGCCAAAAAAAUUACGAGUUACCAAAUUAGAAAACAGUGAUAAGGCAACAACGACAAUAAGCUACGGGAACCAUCAUCAUCACCAUCACCAUCAUCAUCGUCAUCGGCAUAAUUUAAUUGAUGGACCACAACCGUCUAUACACAAACGUAAUCUCUAUGUCGUUUCGUUCCCACUUAUUCUUGUUUUCAAUGUAUUGAGAACUCUGCUUUAUCAGCUGUUUGUUGUUUUUAAGUAUCUGUACGCAUCGACAAACCACUUGAUUCGUAGAACUAAAGCAAAUAAAGGACAGUGUCAGUUUGAGAUUAUUGUUAGACCUGAAACAAACGAUUUGUUGGCUGUAUCAAGUGAUAAAGACAGUUCUGUUAUGUCGCAAAUAGCAAGAAGACCUGGACCUGGUCCUGGUGACCCGUUGCUUGCUAAACAAAAACAUCAUCAUCGACGGGCAUUUGAAUUUAUUAGCAAGGCUUUGAAAAUUGAUGAAGAGAAUGAAGGACACAAAGAGAUGGCAAUUGAAUUAUACAAAAAAGGUAUUGGAGAAUUAGAGAAGGGAGUUGCUGUCGAAUGUUAUGGAGGCAGAGGAGAAGUUUACGAGAGAGCACAGAGAUUACAUGAAAAAAUGCGAGCUAACUUGGUAAUGGCCAAGGAUCGACUUGAUUUUUUAGCGAAUAUUUGUGCGCUGAAAAAACUGGAAGUAGCUAAUGACUGUCGUGGUGGUGAAAAAAAUACUGAGGAGAGUACUUCUGAUGCUUCUGAUAGUAAUAAUAAAAUAAAGUAUCCAAGAAUAAGGAAAAAUUUAUCGGUAUUACGGUCAAAUGAAUCUUUAAUGGACCCUAGUAAUAAUUCCAUCAAAUCCUACAUCAAUAAUUCUCAUAUUGUCAGUACAACUCACGGUACAAAUACACAUAUUAAUAAGUCGACAAUGCAAAGACCAUUGUCACCAAAAAAUAGUCAUACUCGUACUUCAGAAGCGUCUGGUAGGAAGCUGACUGUUGCGAGUAAACGUGUACCGGGGACAAUAAGUAAAAGUCAAACAUUACCACGGAGUAUGGGUCGGUCGACACCAACACAUUCGUGUCAUCGGACGACACCGAUAAAGCCUUUGGGGACACCUCCGUCCAUGAAACGACAGUUAUCAGUGCCUGGAAAUGGAUCUCCUAUAAGACGUCCCGGUACACCUGGAGGUUCAAACAGCAACCGUGGAACUCCAUCGAGAAAAGUUCCAAUGUUAAAAGGAGUUGAUCCGAAACUAGCCCAAGUUAUUUUAGAUGAAAUACUAGAAGGUGGUACUGCAGUACAGUGGGAUGAUAUUGCUGGCCAGGAAGUUGCUAAACAAGCGCUACAAGAAAUGGUAAUACUGCCAUCUCUUCGACCUGAACUAUUUACAGGUCUGAGAACACCAGCACGAGGUCUGUUACUAUUUGGACCUCCUGGUAAUGGAAAGACUUUGUUAGCUCGUGCUGUAGCUACUCAAUGUAAUGCUACAUUUUUUUCAAUAUCUGCUGCUAGUUUGACAUCGAAGUAUGUCGGCGAAGGAGAAAAAUUAGUAAGAGCAUUAUUUGCUAUUGCACGAGAGCUCCAACCGUCAGUUAUUUUUAUCGAUGAGGUUGACUCUCUGUUGAGUGAAAGACGUGACAAUGAACACGAAGCAUCAAGAAGAUUAAAAACAGAAUUUCUUGUUGAGUUUGAUGGGUUACCUUGUAAUCCAGACGAACGUGUUCUUGUUAUGGCGGCAACUAAUCGACCGCAGGAGUUGGAUGAAGCAGCAUUAAGACGAUUUCCUAAACGUGUUUAUGUUACUUUGCCAGAUCUUCAAACCAGAGUAACACUUUUGAAGAGACUUUUAGGUAAACACAGUGAUCCAUUGACAACUGAAGAGCUUCAUAAGACAGCAAUUCUUACUGAAGGAUACUCUGGAAGUGAUUUAACUGGUUUAGCAAAGGAUGCUGCUCUUGGACCUAUUAGAGAGUUAAAUCCUGAGCAAGUAAAGGCACUUGAUUUAAACCUCGUUCGCAAUAUCACUCUGCAAGAUUUUUUGGAUUCAUUGAAGAGGAUUCGCCGAUCCGUAUCACCGUCAAGCCUCGCGGCAUUUGAAAAGUGGAGUCUCGAAUACGGAGAUGUAAGUCUUUGAUUUAUAAAGUGCCCAUUUAAGGGCUUCCGUACUUGAUUAUCUGUAAUACCUCUAAUAAGAGAAAAAAAUAAUAAAACAAAAAAGCGCUCACAUUUUUACUACCAUUUUUGCAUUGAGGAUAAAAGUACUGAAGGAUCUCAAAGCAAAUUUUGUUAUUAAUUACAUCCAUAAGUAACAGUGAGGAUUUUUUAAGUGAUACUAUUAGCAACUGCGAAAAGAUAAGUCAUUUAGUAAAUUUAAAUUGUCUAGAAAUUGGUAGAAAAAAAAGCAAUUGUUUCUAUAGCUUCAAUAAAUUUUUAAGCAUACUAAGUAUAUAAUAGUUAAAAAAAAAAGGAGUAUAUUUACAUUUAUAAAUGCAACAGUGCACGUCCACAAGGAUAAUAAAAUAAAAAUGAAGAAUAAAAAAAAUAUAAACAGUCACUUAUCUAGUCGUAGUGUAAAACACAUGUACAAAAACACCUAUAUCAAAAAAUAAAAUAAUAACCAUAAGAAAUAUGAUACCAGUGAAAUAAUGUCUCAGAGAGCAAUCAGAAUUUAAUAAAAAAUUUUAAUUUUAAAAUAAUUAUGAGAGAUUGAAAAUUACAUCGAUUUGAAAUGUGAAAAAUUAUUUAGACAACGAAUUUAAAUACGUAAUUCUAAAUCUUCAUUUUCUAUUGGAAAACAGUGAUAUUGUUCAGUCUUCUUGAUUUUUUUUUCUUUUAUGAAGAGAAAAGUAAAAGGGUUUCAUGCUUAAGGUUUUGUUAGUUAUAAAAUAAUAGUACGUCGAUCAGGGUGAUUAAAAAAAAUUUUUUUGAUUUUUUUUGCUCUUACCCUCUGAAUUUUAGUGGUGGCCCAAAAAAAAAUCUUCCCAUAAGACGGAUUCUCUAGCUCAACUCUAAGAGGUCGCAAUUUUAAUUUUACAUUUGAUCAACCGGUGAAAUUUUUUUUUUCAUUGAAGUUAAUUAUUUAAAGCUGAUUCAUGAAGCUUUCCAAAACCCUAUGAUAAGUCAAAAUUAUAGCCAAUUGAAGCUAGCAAAAAAAAAAAAAAUUUUUAAUUAAUAAUGUCAUUUGGAAAUAUACGAAAUCAAUACUUUCUAGAUAGCUUCAAUUGCCGCUUCAAUUAUGAUAAUUAUGACAUCAUAAGGUUUCAGAGAGCUUGAGGAAUCAGCUCUGAAGAUCUAUGCAUACAUUAAAAAAACAUUCAAUAGCUUACGAGUAAUUAAACUUUUAAUGAAAAAAAAAAUUUUUCACAUGAUCAAUAUAAAAUUAAAAUCAAAACUGCAACCUCUUAGAGUUGAGCUAGAGGGCCCAUUUUUAGGAAGAUUUUUUUCUCGGCAACCAUUAGCGUUUCAGAGGGUAAGAGAAAAAAAAAAUUUUUUUUGAAUCACCCUAGUGUCGAUGGUUGCAUUGUGAUCAAAAUAUUUGUGUAUUGUUGUGAGAAAAAAGUUGAUUGAUAUGAGAAUAGUAGAUAUCAAUUUUUUCAAUUAUUGAUAAUAAUUGUAUUUUUCACAUGCAAAUAAUAUAAAAAGAUAACCGAUGUCGGUAAUUUUGCAUGUAUAUUUAUUCGCUCUCUAUAUAUAAUUGAUACUCGAUCAUAUAUAUUUAUAAAAAUAAAUGUAAUAUCGUAACUACUGUCGUUCGAAUCGUACGUAAAACUUGGACGAUGUAUGUGAUAUUUUUAAACGAAUUGUUAUGUAAAUUAAACAGUGAGCCUCUUUAAUCUUAAUUGUAUUACUAUAACUUGCAGUUGCUUUUUACUGCUACGCAAAAUAGAACAUAAAUGAUGAAAUAAGUACAAACACGAAAGCAGCUAUGAAAUUAUUUUUUCUUUUUUCCUUAUCUAUUUAAUUUGUUAUCUUAUUUAAUUAUUUUAAGAUAAAAAAAAAUUAUCGUUAAUGUUUUUUGAGGCUUCUUAUUAUUAUAUAUAUUUCAUGACAUACAAUUCGUAUUUGUAACUUGUUAUUUAAUUUAUUAACGAAACAUUCCGUAAAAAAAAUAUUUGUAUGUAUAUAUUAAUAUUACGAUAAGCUUGAUAACACUUUUAUGUUUAAAUGGCAAUGUCAUAUCGUUACGUUUAUACUAAUCAUUGCUUUUUUUUACUUCUCGAAUAACGUACGGGUGAAUAAAAAAAAAAAAAAGUAAUAAUAAUAAUAAUAAUAAUAAUGAACGUUUUCCAAAGCUCAAAAAAAAAUAUAUUUUUUUUUAAUAAAUAAAAAAAAUGCGCACUUACCAGCACAUAUUUAUUAUUCAAUUUUGAUCGAAAGCUGUGGUAAUAAAAUAAAAUUUAACAAGAAAAAAAAAAGUUAAUCAAUCUAAUCGAUUUAUAGGGAAGUACAGCAUUAAAUUAAAAAUGCUAUUUUCCUACGCCUUCCGAUACAAUUCAGCCUUGAUCCAAUUAUUUUGCUACUUUUAUAAACUCAUAGCGUUAAAUUAAAUAAGAAAACAAAAAAUAAAUAAUGUGAUUUAACAAUUACUCAUCACUUUUUGAUUAAUAUGUCAAAUAAAAUGUCAAAAAAAUAAUAAAAAAUAAAUAAAAUGUAAAAGGCUCGGAAAUUUUACAUAUUGGACUUGAUGUUAUGAUGAAUUCAUAUUAAUAACCGAUGCUUUGGUGUAAAUUUAUAAACGCGUUUAUAUGAAAUUGUGCGAUGAAAAUAAUUUAAUUACUGUAUCUGCUAUGUACAAUCAUUAAUUACUUGUAUUAUUAAUUUGUUUUUUUGUUUAAAUUAAGUUCAGUUACAUUUCAUGACUUCCUCGAUUGUAAUAAGCAAAUUAUGUUUAAUUAUUGUUAAUAAUUGUUGUAAUUUAUUACCAAAUUAGACUUCCAUUUUUUGAAAUUAAUAUUAAAUAAUAGAGUAGUAGCAGUUCAUUAUUUAUAUUAAAUAUCGUUGCGAUGUAUUCGUUAAUUAAUAAUUUUAAUUUAAAAUGUUAUAUUUAUAUUUAAAAAAUAAUAAUUAUAUUAAAUUAAUAGCAUUAAUUAUAGUAUAGCUUAUAAUUGCCGUUGAUUCGCUAAUUACGAAUCAUAUGUGAACUAGCUAUUUUCUAGUCGCCAUCGCGUAUGCGAUUGUUUAAAUUUAUAUAAUUAUAAAACAAUAUUAAGUCAAUUUACUAAUGUAAUAUAUGAGAUGGUGAAUAAAAAUAAUGUCGCGUUUAAAUUAAAUAUCUGGUUAGUUAUUAUUUCAAUGGGCAUAUCAAGUUUAUAAAAAAGAAAUACGAUUAUGUAUUUUAAAUAUUUAUUCCUUUUUUUCAUUUAAAGGACAAUUUGUUUGUGUUUUUUUUUUUUUUGUUUUUUUAUUCUUUUUUUUAUUAUAAGAUAACAUUAUCCUAAGCAUUGUCGAGGUUUAUGCCAACCCCACAUACCUAAAUUAUUUUUUUAUAUAACAUUCUUUUAUCUUUUUUUUUUUCUUUUUUCUUUUCUUUACGCCUUCCAUUACUUCACUGAUUAAUAGUUAUCCAUAGUCAGAAUUUUUACUGCUGCCAGCGUUUUAUUAUUUAUUCAUUUAUUAUAAUUUUCAGUUAUAUUGUAAUUAUAAUUUUUAUCUAUAUAUUAUUCGUAUCAUUUUUUUUUUUUUUUUUUUUUAUCAGAAUUGUUUAUUUUUUUUACUAUGUCUUACACAUUACGCUUAAUAACUGACUAUGGACACAUUUUUAUUUUUAUUCAUUCUUUUUUUUUUUAUUAUUUUCAAUUUUGUUAUUUUUGGUGAAAAGUGCGAAUGGAAAUUUCGGGGCAUUCUUAUAAAAAUUUUAUCAUCGGUGGUUGUUUUUACUCUAUAACAUAAAACACAAAAAAAUUUUUUUAUCAUAAUUAGUGUGAGUAAAAAAAAAAAAAUCACAUUGAAAAAAAUUAUCACAACAGUAGUUUACAAUUCAUAAAUAAAUAUUAAUGAAUUUGUUAUUUAGUAUUGUUUAAUUAUUAGUCAAUUAAAAUUACUAUUCAAUAGUUAGUUAUUUUAUAAAAAUGAAUUAUUAUAAUUCGACAUAAUCUUCAUUUAACCACACAAUUACUUGGAAGACACUAAUGGAUAAAUAGACAUGUCAUGUAACUUUGUUGAUUUAUUUAUUUUUCAUGAUGACUCUCUUAAUUAAGACCAAAAUGUCGUCCAAUGAUAAAGCAAAAUUUACAAAUAAUCAUUAGAGUUAGAGAGUCUGAAUGUUACUGAAAAAAAUAAUGAAAAAAAAAAAAAAAAAAAAAAAAAAAAAAAAAAAAAAAAAAAAAAAAGGAUAGAAAGAAUGAGAAACAGAAAGAAAGGGCCCGUUUUUCAAACCAAGUUUAGUUGGAAUCCGGGUUUGAAUUAUUGCUGGUAUAUCUAUAUAUUGUUA